GAGAGAGUAUCAAGCAAACACAUAUCAGAAGCUUGGCGAAGCUGCUAUUCUUUGCGUACUAUAAAAGGAGGGCUUAAUACCAAAACAAUGGCUUCUUCCACUCUCCUUGGCAGAGUAUCGGCCUGCGUCACUUCCUCCACGAUACGACGACGUUUGCCCCUCGUUGGAGCGUUUUGCAUGCUUAGCUUCGGUCUCUCCAAUCUCUAUCCUUCUCUCUCUUCGUCUUCCUCCAAAACGGGUUCUGCUCACUCUCUCCCCUUCCCUCCUCUCUUACGAUCAAAAUUUGGUGCUUCAUCGGUCAAGACUACUGGUACGAUCAGAAUGGAAGGGAGCAGUAACACUGUCCCGAGCAUUGUUGUUUACGUUACUGUGCCUAAUAGAGAAGCAGGGAAGAAGUUAGCUGACAGCAUAGUAAGAGAGAAACUUGCAGCAUGUGUGAACAUAGUGCCAGGCAUUGAGUCAGUAUAUGAGUGGGAAGGAAAGGUCCAAACAGAUUCUGAGGAACUGCUCAUAAUCAAGACCAGGCAAUCCCUCUUGGACGCUCUGACAGAACAUGUCAAGGCAAAUCAUGAAUAUGACGUACCAGAAGUGAUAGCCUUGCCAAUUCUUGGAGGUAGUCUCCAGUAUCUUGAAUGGGUCAAAAACAACACAAAGGGGUGAGUUCUCAAGGAUCUUUAGUGCAUAAACGAUGUAUCUUUGGCCAAGCAUUGGUUGUUUCAUUAUCCAUGCAGACGGCUUCCUCUUACCAUGAAUAAAGCUGAGUAUGGGAUGUUUGUGAUUUGUCAAUUAGGAACAGAAAUCUAGUAUUUAAUUAAGAAGCUGCUUUGAGUUUUCUGUGAUGGGUGAAGUUGUAAGAUAUAGACCUGCAUUGAAGUUAAUGGGAGAUGCUUUUCUUAUUUGCA
Messenger RNA from Carica papaya (papaya), 902 nucleotides. It is a transcript of the gene CUTA, whose product is annotated as Nitrogen regulatory PII-like, alpha/beta. The record is from RefSeq and is a predicted model, not a curated record. Lineage: Eukaryota; Viridiplantae; Streptophyta; Magnoliopsida; Brassicales; Caricaceae. Gene Ontology annotation, biological process: response to metal ion. Gene Ontology annotation, molecular function: copper ion binding.